AUGCUGUCCCGCUACCUCGCCCCCACCACCCUCAAAUGGGCAGUUUUCACCCUGAGCGCCAGCAGCACCCUGGGCUGCCUGUCCUGCCUGCUGGGGCUGGCCGUCUCCAUCGGGCUGACGCUGGGCAACCAGGGCCGGGCGCUGCUGGCCCCGUGCACCGUCACCCACAUCGCCCUUGCCCCGGUCUCCCGCGAGUGCCCCUUCGAUCCCACCCGUGUCUAUAGCUCCACGCUGUCUCUCUGGGCCAUCUCCCUCCUGCUCGACUCGGUGGAGAUUGUCUUCGGCAUCCGCUGCCUCCUGCUCACCAUCGACCUCCUCCGCCUUGGCCGCUGCUGCCGUGGGGUGCACCGGAGGAAGGUCUCCUUGCAGGCAGCCCCUGUGGAGAGCCCUGACCCUGGGCAGUGCCUGGGCUUGCUGAGGCUGGACAGUGUGGAAACCGCCCGGUUCUGA
Leptosomus discolor (cuckoo roller) is the source of this 450-nucleotide messenger RNA. NCBI's taxonomy places the organism in Eukaryota, Metazoa, Chordata, Aves, Leptosomiformes, Leptosomidae. The record is from RefSeq and is a predicted model, not a curated record.